ACUGAGCCAUGCACAAGAUGAGAGUCAACAAUUUUGUCAGUGUGCUGUGGCUGUGACGAAGUGUGGUCGAACCUGAAAGGAGUAGGUCAACUAUGAAUGUGAUUUUCUGCAUUUUGAGUGCUCUGGUUGUUCUGGCAACUGCCAAACCAUGUGCACAGGACCAUGACAAGCUUUUACUCUCCCUGAAUAAGCAGCUGCUUCGUUCCUUGGAGGACAAAGACAGUCUUCCCAAUCCCAGCGUGCAUCUGGCUCUGCGUCUCUCCACAACUCAUAACCUCAACAAGGAGACUGAGCAUCUGAACAACCUCAAGACCAAACUUCACGAUGACAUUCAGAGCUCUCUCAACAAGGGUCAGGCAGUAUUGGGUCGCCUCGCUCUUUACAUGCUGGCUUUGAAAUCCUCCUGCCACGAUCUCAACAGUCUUACAUUCAGUGUCAAUGGGAAGAGCGAACCUCUCCUCACACAUCUCAAGAAACAGAUGGAAAAUGAGAAGGAACAUAUUGCAUUCAGCCAGAGACCACUGACCAAUUACUACCAGUAUUCUCUUGGCAUACUGACCUUGUGUUUGAGUGGAGUCCGCGUGAACCCACACGUAAGCAACAAGCUCAUACAUGCCGUGGAGCGUGGACUCAUCAAGCAUGGGGACUCUCUUUGCGUUGACACAUAUGCCAUGGCUGGGAUGGCCCUGCAGUGCCUGAAGAAUACCGGCUCCCAUGUGGCGGAUGCCACUCAGCUGGAGAAAGCCCUGGCCACCAUCAAACAGAGGCUGCUGAGCUCUGAGAGAGCCGAUGGACAUUUGGGCAAUGAGUUCAGUACAGGACUGGCUGUGCAGGCCCUGCUGGCUAUGGGCAGCGACGUGCAGACGUGUGCUGCCUCUAUGGAGGCCCUGAGAGAGGAUAUCAGGAAGGGCACGUACGACAACCCCAUGGGCAUGUCCCAGACUCUACCGGCCCUGCACCUGCGCUCCUACCUCAGUCUUACGGGCAAGGAAUGCAGGAAUGAGGAUGAUACUUUGGUUCUAGAUGUUACCUCUCCUGUGAUAGUGCUCCCAAGCCAGACCAAAAUACAUCUGCAGGUGGAGGUGGUUAAGUCUGAUAACGUGGCCACUUCGUAUUCUGUGGAUGUUCCCAAGGGCUCAUCUCUCCUUGAGGCACUGACACUUCUUCAGGGAAAUCAGGCUAGCUUCACGUUUGAGAAGGAGUCCAGCUUGUGGGGUCCUUUCCUGAGCUCUGUGAAUGGGGAGCAGGCCCGUCAGUCUGACCGCAGAUACUGGCGCCUGUCAUCCAAUGGCAAGGCUCUCGGCCAGGGUGUCUCAGACUACAAGGUUGAGGCAGCCCAAAAAAUCACAAUCAAAAACAGUAGUUUCUGAGGCUACUAAUGGUACCACCAGGAAAAAAGCACUAUGAUUUCAAUAAAAAAAAAUAUAUAUAAUACACCGAAAA
This is a messenger RNA of Sardina pilchardus (European sardine), 1443 nucleotides long. It is a transcript of the gene tcn2, whose product is annotated as transcobalamin II. Gene Ontology annotation, molecular function: cobalamin binding. The coding region runs from base 93 to 1370 and encodes 425 amino acids. The record is from RefSeq and is a predicted model, not a curated record. Gene Ontology annotation, biological process: cobalamin transport. The transcript has 10 exons. Lineage: Eukaryota; Metazoa; Chordata; Actinopteri; Clupeiformes; Clupeidae.